AUGAAACUACCUCGAACCGUACGGGAACCCGAUGUCAAAGCUUUACUCACCAGAGCCAAAUUGGAUGCUCAAAUCAAUAUGACUUACCACUUCCGAACGGGCAAGCCCAGGGACUACUGUUUUCUAAAGUUUUCUGAUGCAAACGAGGUCGGAGCUGCCAUUUUCACCUUGUCUCAUUUCACCCUCGCUGGUUCUGAUCUCAAGCCAGCGAGAUUCGGCAAUCACUCCGCUCUUCUCGCAGACCCGCACCUAUUGGCUGGCUGGUCUCCGUCACCAACGAGUGAUCUGAGCUCUCGAGUGAUUCGUGAGCCAAUCAGGGAGCCUCCAAAGCUCCUAGCUACGAUUCUCGCAGAGCAAUGGGUUUCAUUCACAAGAGUCAAAGAUAGUCCGGAAGAUCCGACUGAGAUCGCACAAGCGUUCUACAAGCGAUUCCAUCAAUUCGACGUCGUAGGUAUCUGGCUCGGAAACAGCAAAUACAAAGAUAAAUGCCUCUGUAAAAUCCUUUUUGGAAACUCUGCAGACGCAAAGGCGGCUCGCAAAAUGUAUCUGGAGGGAUCGUCCGAGCACAGACCCGGAUAUGCGAAGAUAUACAGGGCAGGGCCUGACGACCAUCAGAAACUUAUCAAGUAUCGAAGUUCUUUGCCCAAAGAUCUGCCUGCGGCUGAGGUCGGCGAUCUUUUGGAAGAGAAGUAUAGGCAACUGCACAUGACGCCUGAAGACGUCCAACGCUGGAAAGACUACCCGACCCCGGAGUCCGCUGUCGGGUGUAAAGGUGGAAAACCCACAGUGGAAGCUGUAUGA
Boeremia exigua is the source of this 801-nucleotide messenger RNA. RefSeq lists its product as uncharacterized. The record is from RefSeq and is a predicted model, not a curated record. Lineage: Eukaryota; Fungi; Ascomycota; Dothideomycetes; Pleosporales; Didymellaceae. The coding region runs from base 1 to 801 and encodes 266 amino acids. The transcript has 2 exons. Gene Ontology annotation, molecular function: nucleic acid binding.